AUUUUAGUACUAGUAUAUACAGGAAAGAAAAAAUGCAUGCAUUUUAUUUUAAAUGACAUAGAAGGACAACGUUCACAUUUUGAUGACAUGUAAAUCAUGUAAAUACUACUUAUUAAAAUUGUGUUCAUAUUUAUAUUCAUAAAAUGACAGAUUAAAGUGUGUCCAUAAACGAUAUAAGGAUUUCUGAAAGGUAGUUAUUAUUAUUCUGUGGCAAAUUAUGCCACACGCAGUGCCAUUAAUUUCAUUCUAAAAGAUCUUAAAAUAGGUAUUUAAUAAAUAUCUUCUAGAUAAGCAGAACAAAAAAUAAUGAGUAGACGAGCAAGUUUAUUCGCAAAACAAAACCCGGAAGUUAAAAAGAAAGGUGUACGGUUUCCCGAUGAGUUGGUAUUUUUGGACAAUAUUAAAGAAAAUGACAUACAUGCAUUGGAUCAUAUGUUGCGGAGAGCCAGUCUACAAGUUGACAUAAGUGGAAUUAACGAUGCUGGGUUAACGCCUUUACAUCAAGCGGUGCUAGACGGCAAUGAAAGCGCUGUAAGACUUCUGGUAGCUCAUGGUGCAGAUAUCAACAAACAAGACGAUGAUUCUUGGACACCGCUACAUGCCGCGUGUGCCGAAGGAUACGCUGAUAUUGUCAAGUUCUUACUGGACAACGGUGCGGACAAAACAAUAUUGACAGAAGAUGGAGAAAGACCACUUGAUCUAGUAGAACAAUCAGAUUUUAAAACUAUCCGGGUAAUGUUGGGCCACGCCCAAUCUUGUGAUAAUGACCAAUCAGAUGAGGACACGUUAGAACAAGAUGGCGGUACUUCCGUAUCCGGGUGAUCCAGUAUAACAUUUCUCCUUUCAUCAAAGAUAUUUUUUCUUGUUCAAAAUUGGAAGCCAAUAAAUCUCCCGGAAAAUGUCAAAUAUAUGGCAAUCAACAGAAUUUUUAUGACCUUAAGGUCUCAUCAACUUUGUGAAUUAUUACAAGAUGCCAUUUUUUAUUCUCACAAGCACUUUUAGACUUUAUUUCGGGAAAAAAGUUU
Messenger RNA from Ruditapes philippinarum (Manila clam), 1025 nucleotides. Its product is annotated as protein phosphatase 1 regulatory subunit 27-like. Bases 307 to 822 code for a protein of 171 amino acids. Gene Ontology annotation, molecular function: aspartic-type endopeptidase activity; protein binding; enzyme inhibitor activity. NCBI's taxonomy places the organism in Eukaryota, Metazoa, Mollusca, Bivalvia, Venerida, Veneridae. The record is from RefSeq and is a predicted model, not a curated record. The transcript is spliced from 3 exons. Gene Ontology annotation, biological process: proteolysis. Gene Ontology annotation, cellular component: cytoplasm.